AUGGAAAGCGCGGCCAAGCGCAAAGCUGCCAGCGCAGCAAUGGGUGACGGAGACGGUCGCCCUGCGAAGCGCCAGAAAGUGCCGGUACGUGCAGCCCCCCAAGGUGUUGAGAGCAUUGUCGGUGGUGGUCCACGAGGUGCGAGUAGUGUCGGUCGCGAUGCGGGCUGGCUGCUAGAUGGAACGCGACGACUGGGCGUGCAGGGCGAAUCGAAUGCGAACGUUGAGACGGUAGAGACGACGACGGCCAAGGGCCUGCAGUUCCUCGACACGUUGAAGCAGGCGAAAGACAAGACCGGUCGCCCAAUUGCAGUCCACUUCCUCACGCUUCCUAGCAAGGCCGAGCUUCCAGAGUACUACGAGCACAUCAAGCUGCCCAUAGCCAUCGACACCAUCGAGAACUCGAACGUCUACAACGAUGCUGAGCGCCUUCGCAAGACCGCCUCGAACUGGAUGACAAAGCACAAUCCGGCGUACAGAACCAACAACAGCUACGUCGCUGUCGCAACACCCAUCCCUGGCGAGGAGAACUCCCAGCCAGGCAAGCCCAUCCCCCGCAUUGCAUCCACCCCACGAACUGCGCAUUCGCCGGCUGCCACGCCCGACACCUUCGACCGCCCUCGCCGAGCUGCUGCUGCUGCUGCGGCGGCACAGGCUACACCAGCGCCCUCACGGCUCCGGCAAUCAGCGUCCCUCACGCACGAGGACGUUGAGGACAACCCUGAUUUUGAUGGCAAGACGUUCCAACAGGCACAAGAGCAGAUAGUCAGGGAACUCAUUGAUUAUGUCGAGCCCGAGAGCGGUCUUCCAAUCUUUGCUCCCUUCCUCAAUCUCCCGAGCCGUAGCCUGAAAGACUACUAUGCAAUCAUCAAAGAGCCAAUGUCGUUGGCGGCUAUCAAGAAGAAGGUGCAAGGCGUAAUUGGACGCGACCAGCCCACGGGUCAGACGCUGUUCAAGAGCUGGGAUGCAUUCGAAGACUCCAUGAGCCUCAUCUGGAAGAAUGCGCGCGACUACAACGAGGAUGGUAGCGACAUCUACAACGUCUCCUUGGAGAUGGAGAAUCAGGAAUUUUUUUAUAAGCGCCUCGCCGAAGCCAAGGCCAAAGUCGACGAGCCGGCACAGCCGAAGCUCAAGCUGAACAUGUCGACUAGUACACCGGCUCCUAAGCAGCAACUAAAGCUGAAGCUCAGGCAGAGUCCGGCUUCAGAUCGCAACACACCUGGAGCACGAAGCUCGGCGACACCUGGGGUCAUUGUUGAUAGUGAUGCACUCUUGCGACAGCAGCGACAUGUCCGGGACAGCAUGCAUGCACCAAACUCUGCUCGCGCAUCUCCACAGGCAAAAGUUGGAACUCCCGUGCCGUCUUCGAAUCCUUUCAGUGGAUCAAAGGGCGCAGCUGCUGUACUACCGCCACUCACAGCGCAGGCGCGGACGGCCGGAUCACCACCAGCUGUCAAUGGUGUCAAGCAAGAUAUGCAGUCUCCCGCACUGAGCGCGAUCCGACCGUCAAGUACUGCCUCGGAUGGCCAGGCUCAACGUCUCAGCGUUCCUGCUCAUACACCUCAUGCAAGUAUGGCUCCGCCAAGGACCAGUGGCAGCCCGUACCCGAACGGCAACGCCGGUCAAGCAGCUAUGACUAACGGCCACAUUCAACAACCGACCUACUAUGUGCCUCCUUCGGCUCUUCGCGAGAACACGUUCCGCAAAACGCCUCUCAAGAGUCUGGACGAAGCUCUGAUUCCCAAGAUCACGCUGAACACACAUCCCGCAUUGAACCUGCCAAAGCCCUGGUCCGUCGACAUACCCGCCAACAAGCAGAAGACUGAGCACAGCGUCACCGUCGCCGUCUCACCCGUCCACUCAUACCUGCAGAUUACGCCCAAGGUCCCCAUUGCACUGACCAACCGCCUAUACCGCAUCUUCGUCCUGGUCAACGGCAACAAAACGCUCGAAGUCAACCGUGUCCCCGUCACCGCCGGCAUCAACGGCAGCAGCCCCGGUCCCGGCAUCGAGAGCGGCAAGAAGAAAGGCGAGCCUGUCUUCGAGGCCAAGCUGGUCGGUGGCGUCAAUCGCAUCGACGUUGAGAUAGUCGCAGAGAAGGAUCGCAAAGAUGGUUCGGAGCCCAACGGUAGUAAGGGAGACAUUGAGGUCGAGAAGUGCACAAUCUUCUUGCACCUCAUGCGCCAGUCAUCUUAUUAG
Molecule: messenger RNA, 2196 nt
Organism: Parastagonospora nodorum SN15
Lineage: Eukaryota; Fungi; Ascomycota; Dothideomycetes; Pleosporales; Phaeosphaeriaceae
Exons: 8
Coding region: 1-2196 (731 amino acids)
Biological process (GO): chromatin remodeling
Cellular component (GO): RSC-type complex
Molecular function (GO): protein binding
Source: RefSeq, a predicted model, not a curated record